Miscanthus lutarioriparius is the source of this 684-nucleotide messenger RNA. The record is from the annotation of a GenBank genome assembly. Lineage: Eukaryota; Viridiplantae; Streptophyta; Magnoliopsida; Poales; Poaceae.
AUGACAGGGUUUGGCUCUUCAUGCGGUGCAUGCAAAUUCCUCCACAGAAAGUGCGUGAAGGGGUGUGUCUUUGCACCAUACUUCUGCCAUGACCAAGGGGCUGUGCAUUUUGCUGCCAUUCAUAAGGUCUUUGGUGCAAGCAAUGCCUCAAAGCUCCUUAUGGAUCUCCCAGACAAUGCUCGUAGCGAGGCUGCAGUCACCAUCUCCUUUGAGGCACAGGCGAGGCUUCGUGACCCAGUAUACGGAUGUGUGGCACAUAUAUUUGCUCUUCAACAGCAGGUAGUAACUCUGCAAUCACAGCUGGCGUCACUCAAAGCUCAAGCAUUACAAGGAUACACAAAUGGGUAUUCGAUGUCAAGCACUCAACAAGACAAUAUUUAUGAGAAUAAGUUCAUGGAUUACCUGAAAGGAGAAAGCAGAGCGCUACAUCCUGCAGAAUCUUGCACUCCUGUCAAUGAUGAAGGCCAGCACUACUUUGACCGUGAUACUUUGACUUAUACUUCUAUGCAAUCCCCCCAGCUUCAUAGCCCACAUAAGUACACGCCUGAAUAUGCAGCUUACUUCAACAAUGACAAUGACCCUUCACCCGCCAUGUUUUCUUCCAAUCUGCAACAGGACGUGCAAAAGAAUGUGCAUUAUUGUACUGAGGAACUCCAGUCAAUGGCAUUUGCCUAUCUGAACUAG